Molecule: messenger RNA, 3482 nt
Organism: Physella acuta
Lineage: Eukaryota; Metazoa; Mollusca; Gastropoda; Physidae
Product: metal cation symporter ZIP14-like
Biological process (GO): zinc ion import across plasma membrane; intracellular monoatomic cation homeostasis
Cellular component (GO): plasma membrane
Molecular function (GO): monoatomic cation:bicarbonate symporter activity; zinc ion transmembrane transporter activity
Source: RefSeq, a predicted model, not a curated record
UGAUACGAAGAACAUACAAGCCUAGACAACACAAGUCAACGUCAUUACCACACCGACAAUGUAUCUACCCACCCUUGUUAUAUCUUGUAUCACGCUUAUCCUGAGUAUCCCUUACUCACUAUCUAUCACCAUUGAUAAAACCAGUGCACUCGUUGCAUCGGAGACGCUAAUCCGACGCUACUCAACGCAAGGGGCGGAUAACGCCGGAUUAACGCCGGAAGAGUUCUCCGUGUUCUUGACCAAGAUGACGUCACACUCGCCGGAGUUCAUUGACAAGCUAGUCGGAGACUGCAAGCGUCCGGAUAAGAACUGUAGCUGGAAAGAAGAGUGCCCUGGCGUGCAUGAGAUUUUCGAUAACUUGGCAUCAGACGGCUUGCUGAAGUCUGAUGGCUUCUUUGACGCACUUCCGUUCGCGCUAAACACACUGAGCUCCGAGAACUGCACGAGAGGCGCGCUGGAGGAAACCUACCAUGGCAAGCACAAGAGGAAACCCUCGGCCAAAGAGACAUGGGGCUACAGCAUCGGCUUUGUCACCCUGAUCAUCUUCAUCUCCAACAUCGGCGCCUGCCUGGGACCCAUCAUGGAGAAACGGUUCUUCAAACGUCUGCUGCAGUUCCUGAUUGCCAUGGGCGCCGGAUCUCUGGCGUCGACCAGUCUGCUCGUUCUGAUCCCAGAGGCGUUCGGUAUCAUAGAAAUCGAAGAAAUAGGCCACGCUUAUGUAUGGAAAGCCUCAGUCGUCAUAAUUUCAAUUUAUAUACUCUUCAGCUUAGAGAGAUUGUUCAAGACUGUGUUAUAUAACAGAAAAACCGGUAAGAUCGGCUACUCGGCUUCGGCCAGCACCAUGGACUCUGUAGCCCCGCUGACCGAUAUCCGGAUCAACGGUCACCUUGGCAACAACCAGGACGCCGGACACUCCCACUUUCACCUGUCGACAGAGCAGUCCAACGACAAGGUCACCCUGGCCUGGAUGGUCAUGGCUGGUGACGUCAUCCACAACUUCGUGGAUGGGUUAUCCAUGGGCGCGGCUUUCUCUGAGGAUGUUGGAUUAGGGAUUAGUAUAUCCCUGGCGAUUAUUAGUGAGGAGUUGCCUCAUGAGCUGGCGGAUAUAGCUAUACUGCUCCACUCCGGCAUGUCCAUCAAGAGGUCACUGUUCAUCAACUUCCUGUCGGCCUGUGUGUGCUACAUAGGACUGGUCAUCGGUAUCCUCCUCGGUACCACCCUCACGGAGGCCAGCAAGUGGAUCUUCGCCAUGGCCGGUGGAUUGUUCCUCUAUGUUCCAUUGGUGGAUAUGUUGCCGGAUAUGAGUGAACACCUGGACAUAUUGCUACAACGAGGCGGGCCCGAGGCUAAAAUUGUCGCCGGUCUGCACACGAUUGGCCUGCUGAUGGGAGCCGGCAUCAUCAUCUUCAUCGUCAACAUCAACUCCUACAUCGACGUCAACUAGAACUUCCGCUCCUGCGGGGAAUGUUAACUGAAAUGUUAACUUAUUGAAGCAGGCUGAAGUUAACUGUAUACUUUCUUGUUAAAGUUAUCACAAAAUUAAUAUAAAAUAUUUUUCUGCAAUGAAGAAUGUACUGAAAGAAAAAACACAAACUUUUAUAAAGUUAUGCUAAUGCCUGCUACUCGCUUCCUAGUCUUUCCGAUUUGGUCGUUUUGACCCGUUCUUGCCCGUUCUUGCAUCUUCCACUGCUAGACUUGCCUGCUAUUGCUUAUUGCAUUGAUCUGUCAUAGUUUUUGUUUUGUUGUCUGUCACAAGAAAGUCUUCAGUACUUUUUAAAGAAGCUGCAAUAUUCCCAUGUACAUUUUUUUGAAAAAAAAAUGUUUUUCUUUAAAUAUAUAAUAAUACACUACUAUUUAAUUUUAAUAACUAUAAAAACGUGGGUUACUAUAAUAAUCUAUUGGAUACCUUUACUAAUAUUAGGAAGCAAGUUAAAUAAAAGCUUUUAAAAAUAAUAUUUCGGCUGAUAGAAAAUGUGUACUUCUAUUUAAUAAUGACUCUGUAAAAAGAUGUCGCGGAUUCUUUUCCUGAAUACUUUACACUCCUCCCUUCACCCCUUUCUCCUUACCCCUCAUCUCUGUCUAAUUACUUUUCCCUCCCACCCUCCCCACUUCCUAAAAUUCUUCUUAAACUAGACUGCAGUUUAGUAUAUAAAUAUACUAGCCGUCCCGGCCAGGCCCUGCUCUGGCUUCUGUGAAAAACCUUUCUGUUAAAGACCAUUACCUGUGUGUUUAGUAAUCAUCAUAAACCCGGCAUUGCCCACCCAAACCACAACCAACCAAAACAACAAAACGCAAACAUAACGCUAACACAAUUACAAAUACAAACGAAAACAAAAACCUAACAACAAACCCAACCACAACCACAAACACCAAUACAAACACAAAGAAAAAACAAACAAAAAAGCAAACGAAAACAAAAACCUAACAACAAACCCAACCACAAACACCAAUACCAACAAAAAAAACAACGAAAAAGCAAACGAAAACAAACCAAAUACAAACGCAAAACCAACCAAAAACACAAAUACAAACCCAAACAAAAAAAACCCAAACAAAAACGAAAAAAGAAAGAACAAAAACGAACCAAAUCAAAGCGCAACCACUAACGCAAACCCACCUAAACACAAAGAAAACACUAACGCGAACAUAAACGCCCGGGGCGGAAUCACCUGUUUUAGCUUAAUGAACGACUAUAGUACCCCAACUUAUUCAUAGUCUUUUGCACUCACUUAAACGAACGCGCCUGUUUCAAUUUAAUGAACAAUUUUAAUACUCCAAGCUUAUCCGUAAAAUACCUACAACAUUUGCACUUGAUCAAUCCCCGCUAAUUAUGUAAUUAUUUUUUUUUGCCAACACCAAAACAAAGUAAUAAAAAGUAAAUUAUUUUCCACUAAUGCAAUGGUUUUAUAAAGGGAAGUAAUUGUGUUUUCCUAAUUUAUCAAAGGGAAGUAAGUGCUAUAGGACUAAUUAAAGACAUAAAUAGAAUUUUAGUAAAAGAUGAUAUUUUUUUUUAAACUUGUGUUUAAUGAACAUGCCGACAAUUAUUACUAUAAUUUGAAAAAUGAAAAUUAUUUUCCAACACUUUCAAUAGUAAUUUUUUAACUCAUAAAUUUAGACAAAUGCGCACGAUAAUUGUCUAACACUUAAAUCCAUCCAAGACCAACGACAAACAUAUGCGUUACAUACAGAACUGAGCUUUAUAUAUUAGAUUUGCAUAUAAAAUAUAUUUAAAAGAUGGCAGUAAACUUAAUACUAUCAUCACGGCUAAUGUAAUUAAAGAUAAUUUAAUUAUCUGAACUAAACAGGUUCAUUCACAUUAAUAAUUAAAUAUACGACUAAUCCAAAGGAGGCUGAACCUCAUUAGAAGAAAAAAUCCGCCUUGUUUUUAGUAUUCUCAGAAAGACUAUUUUUCAAGAUUAUUUUGUUUAUAUUUGAGGUGAUCUCAAAGUGGGAAUUAAAAUAUUCCUUCAAUGUAAUCUUAU